Molecule: messenger RNA, 8277 nt
Organism: Equus caballus (horse)
Lineage: Eukaryota; Metazoa; Chordata; Mammalia; Perissodactyla; Equidae
Gene: PATJ
Product: PATJ crumbs cell polarity complex component
Molecular function (GO): protein binding
Source: RefSeq, a predicted model, not a curated record
UUCGUUCCGCAGCCUCAGAAAAGUAGGGUGAGAUCCUGACUUUUAGCUAAAAUGAGCUUGAUGUUUCUAGGCCCCUAACGGCCUUUAUAAGGGCCGUUAAAAAUUUAAAAUAAUUAGAAAGUUAAUAAAUGUCAGAGCUGGAAGGAACUUUAUGGAGAAAAUUUAUAAACUAAGUUCUGAAGAGAUUUGCCCUUGCUAAUUGAGAUCCUGUUAGUGACCAUGUCAAAUAAGCGUGGCAUCAGAAUAGUUUUGUUUCAAGUUGGAAAGAAAUUGUAUGAAGCCCUCAUCUGUGUUUAGAGAUGCCUUGGUUUCUUUAAAAGUGCUUGAAGACAGUAAUUCAAAAUGCCUGAAAAUCCUGCUGCAGACAAACUGCAGGUCCUGCAGGUUCUCGAUCGCCUGAAAAUGAAGUUGCAGGAGAAGGGCGACGCGUCGCAGAACGAGAAGCUGUCUGUGUUUUAUGAGACGCUGAAGAGUCCUCUCUUCAACCAGAUCCUCACGCUUCAGCAGUCCAUCAAGCAGCUGAAGGGGCAGCUCAGCCAUACACCCUCAGAUUGUUCCACAAACUUUGAUUUUUCUAGGAAAGGUUUGUUAGUGCUCACAGAUGGUGCCAUUACAAACAGGAAUGCCCACAGGCCCUCUAGUAACUUGACUGUAUCUGGGUUAUUUCCUUGGACUCCUAAGUCGGGAAAUGAAGACUUUCACUCAGUUAUUCAACAGAUGGCUCAGGGCCGCCAGGUCGAGUACAUCGAUAUAGAGCGGCCUUCCGCCGGAGGCCUCGGGUUCAGUGUGGUGGCCGUGAGAAGUCACACUCUGGGAGAAGUUGACAUCUUCGUGAAGGAGGUCCAGCCAGGGAGCAUAGCGGACAGGGAUCAAAGGUUAAAGGAAAAUGACCAAAUAUUGGCUAUUAAUCACACACCACUGGACCAGCGUGUUUCCCAUCAGCAGGCGAUUGCCUUAUUACAGCAAACCACUGGGUCCUUGCAUCUGGUUGUGGCCCGGGAGCCAGUCCACACAAAAAGCAGUGCUUCUACCAGCCCACCCGAUACAACCCUGCCUGAGACAGUUCGCUGGGGCCACGUUGAAGAUGUUGAGCUCAUUAAUGAUGGCUCCGGCUUGGGCUUUGGCAUCGUCGGAGGAAGAUCGAGUGGCGUGGUUGUGAGGACGAUAGUUCCUGGAGGGUUAGCAGACCGAGAUGGAAGACUCCAGACUGGUGACCACAUCCUGAAGAUUGGUGGCACAAACGUGCAGGGAAUGACCAGUGAGCAAGUUGCACAAGUGCUCAGGAACUGUGGGGAUUCCGUCAGGAUGCUUGUCGCAAGAGACCCAGUUGGUGAAGUCUUUGUAACCCCGCCCACCCCCUCCGCCUUACCUGUUGCUCUGCCUGCUCUAGCCAACAGCGCCCCGAGCUCUGACAAAUCUGCUCUUUUUGAAACUUACGAUGUUGAACUCAUUAAAGAAGAUGGACAGAGUCUUGGGAUUAGAAUUAUUGGCUAUGCUGGAACUCCUAAUACAGGGGAAGCUUCAGGGAUUUAUGUGAAAAGUGUCAUACCUGGCAGCGCGGCGCACCACAACGGCCAAAUUCGAGUGAACGACAGAAUCGUCGCUGUCGAUGGUGUGAAUAUUCAGGGUUUUGCCAACCAGGAUGUUGUGGAGGUGCUACGAAACGCAGGGCAAGUGGUACGUCUGACUCUAGCUCGAAGGAAGACAUCUUCAUCUGCUUCUCCACUUGAACUGCCUUCAGACAGAGGAGCUGUUGUAGAGCCGCCGAAAACACCAACCCUCUUUCUGACUGGAGCGGUGGAAACGGAAACUAACUUGGACAGUGAAGAUGAGGACACUGAAGAAAGAAUGGAUAACCUAAAAACCAACAGCGUACAAGCCUUGGAAAGAUUGGGAGUCCCAGACUUUCCAGAAAAUGAGCUGAAAUCCAGGUGGGAAAACCUACUGGGCCCUGAUUAUGAAGUAAUGGUUGCUACCUUGGACACACAGAUCGCAGACGAUGCUGAGUUACAGAAAUAUUCAAAGCUGCUGCCCAUCCAUACCCUGAGGCUUGGCAUGGAAGUGGAUUCCUUUGAAGGACACCAUUACAUCUCCUCGAUUGCUCCCGGUGGUCCUGUUGAUACGCUGAACCUCCUACAGCCAGAGGAUGAGCUUCUUGAGGUCAACGGAGUGCGGCUCUACGGGAAGUCUCGCCGGGAGGCGGUCUCCUUCCUGAAGGAGGCACCACCCCCCUUCGUCUUGGUGUGCUGUCGCCGGCUGUUCGAUGACGAGGCCUCUGUGGACGAGCCGAGGGCCCCCGUGGCCUCCCCUCCCGAGACACAGAGCCUUAAAAAUAUGAAGAUCUAUGACCAAUUUCGAAGAGAGUCUAACGAUUGCUGUAACAGCCGUCGGAAGGCUGACCACAGCGUAGACGUCAAUCCUGAAGAAGAUGAUGAUGGGGAGUUAGCGCUGUGGUCUUCUGAAGUCAAGAUUGUUGAACUAGUGAAAGACCACAGAGGCUUGGGAUUCAGCAUUUUGGAUUACCAGGACCCCUUGGACCCCACAAGAUCAGUGAUUGUGAUCCGCUCCCUGGUGGUGGAUGGUGUCGCAGACAGAGGUGGGGAGCUGCUACCUGGAGACCGCCUGGUCUCAGUCAAUGAACACAGUUUGGACAACAGCACACUUGCUGAAGCCGUGGAGGUGCUGAAAGCUGUGCCACCAGGCACUGUGCGCCUUGGCAUCUGUAAGCCUUUGGUGGAAGAUGAUAACGAGGAAGAAAGUCAUUAUAUUUUACAGUCAAACCAUCAUGAAGACAGGACUGAAAUUUCAGGAACAAUUCAUGAUAUAAAUUCAUCUUUAAUACUUGAAGCACCCAAGGGAUUUAGAGAUGAACCCCAUUUCAAAGAAGAACUUGUGGACAAACCGUUUCUAGAUCUGGGGAAGUCUUUCCAGUCCCAACAAAAAGAGGUCGACAACAGCAAGGAGGCCUGGGAAAUGCAUGAGUUUCUGACUCCUAGAUCGCAGGAAAUGGGUGAAGAGAGAGAAAUGCUCGUUGAUGAAGAGUAUGAGCUGUAUCAAGAUGGCUUUCAGCCCACGGAGUUGUAUUCCCCCUCGCGCGUUCAGGAGGCCGCCCGCGUCCCGUCUGUGGAGGGGCUGCACUUGGGAGCGCAGCGGUUACACGGUGCGCGUGAGGAUGGCGAGCCUGCGCAGCCUCAGGAAGCCAGGGCCCUGCUGGGCGUCUGCCCCCCGGAGGCGCAGCAGUGGGGCUGCGGCCCCGACGACCUGAUGAAAGAAGAUUUUGGCAUCGAUGCCUCACCCUCCGUGCCCUCACCUGAAGGGAGCGGUCAGCAAGGCAGGUUUGGCGGUCUGGAGAAUCUCAGUUCGUUCCCACAGAGCUCUUCGGAUUUAGGCAUGAUGAUUCCAGAUGAUGUCCAGGCUCCUGGCUUGCUUGUUGAACUUCCUGCUGUGGCUCAAAGAAGGGAGCAAGAAGAUCUGCCUUUAUACCAACUCCCCAGGACCCGAGUUGUUUCCAAGGCCUCAGCAUACACAGGAAUCUUAUCUUCUAGAUAUGCCACUGAUACAUGUGAGUUACCUGAGAGAGAAGAAGGUGAAGGAGAGGAGACUCCAAACUUCAGCCACUGGGGUCCACCGAGAAUUGUUGAGAUUUUUAGAGAACCCAACGUGUCUCUUGGUAUUAGCAUUGUGGGUGGACAAACUGUGAUAAAACGCCUGAAGAAUGGAGAGGAGCUUAAAGGGAUAUUUAUCAAGCAAGUUUUAGAAGACAGUCCAGCAGGAAAAACAAAUGCUCUUAAAACUGGAGAUAAAAUACUAGAGGUGUCUGGAGUAGAUCUGCAGAACGCCUCACACAGAGAAGCAGUUGAGGCCAUUCAGAAUGCAGGAAACCCGGUGGUGUUCGUUGUGCAGAGCCUGUCACCCACUCCAAGAGUCAUUCCUAGUGUCCAUAACAAGGCCAACAAAAUCGCUAAUAACCAGGAUGAAGACACUCAAGAAAAAAAAGAAAAGAGGCGAGGAACUGCCCCUCCUCCGAUGAAGCUGCCACCUCCUUAUAAGGCCCCAUCUGAUGACAGUGAUGAAAAUGAAGACGGAGACGUGUUUACCAACAAAAAAAUUAGACAAAGAUAUGCAGACCUGCCUGGAGAAUUGCACAUUAUUGAACUGGAAAAGGAUAAGAAUGGACUUGGACUCAGCCUUGCUGGGAAUAAAGACAGGUCGCGCAUGAGCAUAUUUGUGGUGGGAAUUAACCCGGAAGGACCCGCUGCCACGGACGGACGCAUGCGGAUUGGAGAUGAACUGGUAGAGAUCAACAAUCAGAUCCUGUAUGGAAGAAGUCACCAAAAUGCGUCUGCCAUUAUUAAGACUGCCCCGUCAAAGGUCAAGCUGGUCUUCAUCAGAAAUGAAGAUGCGGUCAAUCAGAUGGCGGUCGCUCCUUUUCCGUUACCGUCAAGUCCUCCAUCUUCUCUUGAGGAAGACGUCCCCCAGCUGGUUGGUCAAGGUGUGGUGGCGGGUCAGCAGCAGGCCCUGGAGUGCCCAACUGACAGCGCUGUCAGCCAGAUGAAGCAGCAACAGUAUUCAGCACAAGUCUCCUUGGGUUCACAAGACAUACCCUUAGCACCAGCGCCCUCGUACUCUUCCACAGAUGCCGACUUCCCAGGCUACGGUGGUUUCCAGGCUCCGCUGUCAGUGGACCCUGCCACGUGUCCCAUUGUCCCUGGCCAGGAGAUGAUUAUAGAAAUAUCCAAGGGACGCUCGGGGCUCGGGCUCAGCAUCGUGGGAGGAAAGGACACGCCCUUGGAUGCUAUAGUGAUACACGAAGUCUAUGAAGAAGGAGCAGCAGCCAGAGAUGGCAGACUUUGGGCUGGUGACCAGAUAUUGGAGGUUAACGGGAUUGACCUGAGGAGUGCCAGCCAUGAGGAAGCCAUCACCGCCCUGAGGCAGACCCCGCAGAAGGUGCGGCUGGUGGUGUACAGAGACGAGGCGCACUACAGGGAUGAGCAGAACUUGGAGAUUUUCCCUGUGCAUCUGCAGAAGAAGGCUGGCCGAGGACUAGGCCUGAGCAUCGUUGGGAAACGAAGUGGAAAUGGAGUGUUUAUUUCUGACAUCGUGAAAGGUGGAGCCGCAGACCUGGAUGGAAGACUGAUUCAGGGAGAUCAGAUCUUAUCUGUGAAUGGGGAGGACAUGAGAAAUGCCUCACAGGAGACAGUGGCCACUGUCCUCAAGUGUGCGCAGGGGCUGGUGCAGCUGGAGAUUGGAAGACUCCGCGCUGGCUCCUGGACCUCCUUGAGGAAGACGUUGCAGAACAGUCAGGGCAGUCAGCACAGCACACACAGCAGCUGUCACCCUCCCCUGCCUCCUGUCGUCAGCAGCCUGCAAAACCUGGUCGGCGCAAAAAGAGCUUCCGACCCUUCCCCCCAGAAUCCAGGCAUGGACGUGGGACCAAGGACCGUUGAGAUAAUCAGGGAGCCCAGUGAUGCCCUUGGAAUCAGCAUUGCUGGAGGAAGAGGAAGCCCCUUAGGGGACGUCCCCAUAUUCAUCGCCAUGAUUCAGGCCAGCGGUGUGGCUGCGCGAACACAGAGGCUUAAGGUUGGAGAUCGGAUUGUCAGCAUUAAUGGGCAACCUUUGGAUGGGCUGUCUCACGCGGACGUGGUCAAUCUGCUGAAGAACGCCUACGGGCGCAUUAUCCUGCAGGUUGUGGCAGAUACCAAUAUAAGCGCCAUAGCCACUCAGCUUGAAAACAUGUCUGCGGGCUACCACCUCGGUUCACCCAGUGCCGAGCACCAUCCGGAUGACACGGAAACGCCUCCGCCUAAGACCAUUGCCUUGGAGAAAGGCUCUGACGGGUUGGGGUUGAGUAUUGUAGGGGGUUAUGGAAGUCCCCAUGGAGACCUGCCAAUUUAUGUCAAGACUAUAUUUGCAAAGGGAGCAGCUGCAGGUGACGGCCGACUGAAGCGAGGUGACCAGAUUUUAGCCGUUAACGGUGAGACUCUGGAAGGCGUUACUCACGAGCAAGCUGUGGCCAUUCUGAAACGCCAGAGAGGGACUGUAGUCUUAACGGUGCUGUCGUGAGCCUGGGUCCUGAUCGCAAGACAGGCGUUGCAGACUGUCACCGAGGAUGCAGUUCUGAAAGAGGACGGAAAGCAGCCUCAACUAGAAUCCACCUUCCUUCUCACUGCUGUCCCCUCGGCUCAGGAGGGAUGGCUGAGGUUUCAUGUAAAUGUCCCAAACCAACAGUCGCCUCCCUAAUAUUUCCCAGCUUCUGUUACCUCGUGAUGAGGUUAAUUUCUAAAACUUGAGUGAGUCUUACCUGUUUUGCAUUUAACAUCGAUGUUUAUCAAGUAGUAGUAACCAGUUCUGAUUGAUUAUGUGCGCCGAAACUGAAGUUAACAACCUCUCAUUCCUUAUGCGCUUUUCUCCCCAUCCCAACUCAUACAGAGGCUUCACGACAGCCUCGUCUCACCCAGUGAACAGAAACAAAUGUUAAGCAACUUGUCAUCUCGCUCGUAAUUUACUCAUGCUAAUGUCUCCUCCAGUACACCAGAAACAUUAGCAGUGUAAUUAACUUCCCAGUGAUCCUCACGAUGAAACACCAGAUUCUCCUGUGGGAAAUUACUGUGCUCUCUUCUGAACAACUUACGGUCAGAUAACUCUCAAAUUCAUUUCUCUGGAUAGAUCUUUAUAAGUUAGUCAUUGGUGAUUAUGAUGAGUCAAUUUUCAGACUGUAAUCUGAAAAUUCUGAAAGGCUUUCUAAUUGUUUUCUUAGCUACACAAAUCCAUACCACUGAACAAAUGCACCUUAUUCUCAACAGGAACGUGUUCUGAAUUCUAACAAUGCCAAAUUCUGUUCGAUUCCAAGAAGUGCACCUGGAGUUGAUGGCGUCUCAGUAGGCGAGCGUCAUUCCCACCCCUCCAUCUUCAGACGAGGCGGAGGAAGCUCCAGAGAUCAGCAAGCUUUGCCUCAAGUCAGACGAGGUGUAGAUGGCCUUGGCCUGGUGCCAAGUAGAGUGACAAAUGUGAGUCUCCUUCUCCUCGGCUCCGUACCCGUCAGUCGAGCAGCGUAGACUGCAGGAAUGUAGAUGGAGUGACGUGCUUAGCCACAACGCGACUGAGCAAAUGAACUGAGCCUAGGAGCCCGUGCUGGAAACACUUGGAUCAUGUUUCCUGGUCUCCCGGGAGCAUCCCAUUUCUUGAAAUUUUGCAUGCUAAGAAAGCAACUACAGCAGAAAAUACAAGUAUAAAGUUGGUCAGGGGCCUCCUUAUUCAGGUACCAGCAGGAAGAGGAGGGAGAUGCUUAUCAGUGAGUUCUAUAGGCUCUGCUGUAAAAAAUGUGCCAUGAAGGAUGAGCACCAGGAUCAGUAAUAGACGUAGUUCAGCAUUAUUUAACUAAAACGCAAUGCUGCAGAUGGUGCACAGUAAUUAUCAAAAUAUAAUGGGAAAGAUAGAUUUUAAUUGAGAAUAAUCUUUGAGUAGAUGUGAUCAUGAAGUGCAUUAACUCUUGUUGGAAUAUUUUGUGGCUCUUCCAAAGUUUUGAGUGCCUAAAUCUUGUGUUGAAAAUGUCUUUCAUGACUGGCAUUAAGUUUUUUUAAAUUACACACGGCUUUUGGAAAUUCUAAUGUAUCCAAAAUAUGUGGUGGUGUUAGGAUCUUGUCUUUCAAUGCAUGAGAAGCUAUCAGCCUCAGAACGUUCUAUGUUAAUUGUAUCCGCAAGAACACCUCAGGCAGCCAAGAAGAAAUGAAGCCCAAAUAAAACUUGAAAAUGCACCUUAAAAAUAUAUAUAUAUAUGUAUGUGUGUAUGUAAUACUUUUGAAAUGUGAUUCUGCUUGAUUUUGUUGGAACGGCCAUUAAAUACACAUUUUGAAAUAACACGUUGUUGUGUUUCUUUACACAUUUACUCUUUUAGGUCAUGCUACUAAAUGUCUAUUGAUAAAGAAAUUGUGAUGCUUUAUACUCCGUGCUGCUGUAAAUUGACAGAAGCAGUGCUUCUCAUAACUGGUUCUGUCUGCUUGCAUGACUAAUAAAUAAUUGCCUUGUCAAAAACACUUCUUUGCAUCAGAACUUUCUGACAAGCUAAGGGGAUAUGAAGAUGGGAAUUUGUAAAAGGAGUAGUUCUCUCAUAGCCACACAUAUCGUUUUGGCCUCAUCUUUUGGGCCAUUUAUGUAUCGUAGUGAUAUCACUUGUUGGAGUUAGCAUGAGAGGAAAGUAAACCAGGAAAAAUAAACUGCUGAAUGUCCGUAUGUGUGAGAUGUCUCCAAAGAUUCUAAAUAAAUGUAGUUGCCUGAGGA